AUGGUAGAAGAACAGGAAAAGCCGUUUCCGAAUGGCUCAACACCAUCCACACAAUCAAAUACCUCGGACACGGACUCGAUACACGAAACCCAGUCCAUACGUCAGAAUGAUCAAGACAAUCACCCCAAUCGCUUGCACUUGGUCCGCAGUUAUGCUUCUGGAUACUCAGGGUUCGCACCGCAAACUGAAUAUGCAGAUAUCAAUUUGAAGCAUACCACGACCGGAGCCACCUUAGGCUCAACAACCACAGCAAAUGACCCAGCCUUUGAAGUAGAUUGGGAAGACAACGACCCGGAGAAUCCCAGGAAUUGGUCCAUGGCGUACAAGAGUUUCGUCGUCUUCGCCAUGAGUUACAGCACCACCGUCACAGUCCUCUUCUCCACCUCCUACACCGUCACCAUAGCAUCCUUGGAACGCGUCUUCGAUGUAGGCCAUCUCACUGCUCUCCUAGGCUUAACAACCUAUCUCAUCGGCAUGGCCGCCGGCUCCACCGUCCUCGCCCCCCUCAGCGAAAUGUACGGUCGCCGUCCCGUUUACAUCUUCUCCACCGCCAUUUUCGUCCUCUUGAUUCUGCCUUGCGCGUUGGCCAAGAAUAUCGAAUCGCUGUUGAUCCCGAGAUUUUUUGGCGCUUUUGCCGCCGCGAGUUUGGUGUCCAAUGCGCCGGGUAGUAUUAAUGAUAUUGUGGUUGAAGAGUAUAGAGCGUUGGCGUUCAGUAUUUGGGCUAUUGGGCCUUUGAAUGGGCCUGUGGUGGGGCCGAUUAUCGGCGGCUUCACAUAUCAAUAUCUGGGAUGGCGAUGGACUAAUUGGCUAGUCAUGAUUCUAGCCGGUGUCGCAUUCGCUUUCGUUGCUAUCGUCAAAGAAACAUAUGGACCCACGUUAUUGAGAAAAAGAGCCGCGAAGAAGAGAAAAGAAACAGGAGAUCCGCGAUGGUGGUCCCGCUUCGACGAAAAGAAGGCUUUCCUUCCCCUCCUAAAAGUAAACCUAUCCAGACCUUUUGUAUUGAUGGUCACGGAACCGAUCUGCAUCUUCUGGGACGUCUACGUGGCAAUCGUCUACGGCACCCUAUACCUCUCCUUCGUCGCCUACCCGAUAGUAUUCCAGCAACAACGCGGCUGGUCACCCGGCCUAGGCGGCCUAGCCUUCUGCGGCAUAGGAAUAGGAAACCUCCUAACCAUCCUGCUGGAACCCGCCUGCCGCCGCCUGAUAAACUCCCACGCAAAAGACCCAGAAACCGGAGAUAUACCCCCAGAAGCCAUGGUCAGUGUAAUAUGCAUCGCGGCCGUCAGUCUCGCGGCAGGGGAAUUAUGGUUCGCGUGGACCUGCACACCCAAUAUCCAUUGGAUCGUGCCGAUAUUGGCGGGAGUGCCAUUCGGCGCGGGUAAUGCCGGUGUGUUUAUUUACAGCAACAACUACCUCGUCCACAGUUAUUCAGUCUACGCCGCCUCCGCACUCGCCGGCAACGCCGUCCUGCGCAGUAUAAUGGGGGCAGUCCUCCCCCUCGCCGGUCCCGCCAUGUACGCCUCCCUAGGCAGCAAUUGGGCCGGCUGCACGCUCGGUCUCAUCGAAAUGGCAUGCGUGCCAAUCCCUGUAGUCUUUUACUUGUACGGCAAGAAAAUUCGGGCCAAAAGCUCACUCAUCAAGCAAUUGCAAGAGGACAAACGCAGAGCGGAUGAGAAGAAAGAACGCUUCCUCAGGAAAAUGGAAAGGGAAGCUAUCAAAAGGGGGGAUGCGGAGGCCAGUGUGGGUGGAGUGGCGAAAACUGGAGCUGCGGUGGCGGAAGAGAGGGAUGUUGAAAAGGGUGCUUAA
Messenger RNA from Aureobasidium pullulans EXF-150, 1806 nucleotides. RefSeq names its product MFS general substrate transporter. The record is from RefSeq and is a predicted model, not a curated record. The transcript has 3 exons. Gene Ontology annotation, molecular function: transmembrane transporter activity. NCBI's taxonomy places the organism in Eukaryota, Fungi, Ascomycota, Dothideomycetes, Dothideales, Saccotheciaceae. The coding region runs from base 1 to 1806 and encodes 601 amino acids. Gene Ontology annotation, biological process: transmembrane transport. Gene Ontology annotation, cellular component: membrane.